GCAAGUGGCAAUGCAAUUAAGAAGCGCUCUAGUCUAUACAGCAACCUAGCUAGCUAGCUAAAAUAUUAUUCAAAGGCCAUAAGGCUUCAAUUCAAUUCAUUUUAGCUUCUUCAUUCUUCUUAAUUGGAUCGGCUCUCAUCGAUCUGAUCUCUACACCAAAUAUAAUUUGAGUGCAAGAUGAAGAGUUUAUUCACAGCGAUGAUGCUUAUUUCCUCUGUCCUAAAUGGGGGAAAAGUUGGCAAUGAUGAUGGUAGUAGCAGCGGCGGCGGCCUGAUCAACAUCGCUUGCAACACCACCCCCAACUACGCACUCUGCGUCUCCGUCCUGGCGUCCGACCCCCGAACCAGCUCCAACGCGGUGAACGUCGAGACUCUGGGGCUUGUGAUGGUGGACGCCGUGAGGGCCAAGGCUGAGGAGAUGAUAGAAACGAUUCGGGAGCUUGAAAAGUCGAAGCCCGUGGAGUGGAGGCUUCCCCUCAGCCAGUGUUACAUCUACUACUACGCCGUGGUGCAUGCGGACGUGCCGGAAGCAGAGGCGGCUCUCAAGAGAGGAGUCCCUAAGUUCGCCGAGGAUGGGAUGGCGGAUGCGGCGCUGGAGGCCGAGAGCUGCGAGGCUGCGUUUAAGCUGCCGCAGAAUCAAGAAAUGGAAUACUCGGGAUCCGGCAUCGAUGAGAUUAACAAGGAUGUAAUCCAACUCUCUGCUGUCGCCGCCUCUAUCAUCAAGAUGCUGUUAUGAAAUAAUAUAUCAUCAUAUCCUCCAUCCUCGAUCCAUUUUAUUUUUUAUAUAUAUAAAUGUGCAGUACGUGCAACUAUAUAUAGUA
This is a messenger RNA of Ipomoea nil (Japanese morning glory), 820 nucleotides long. Its product is annotated as cell wall / vacuolar inhibitor of fructosidase 1-like. The coding region runs from base 178 to 735 and encodes 185 amino acids. Lineage: Eukaryota; Viridiplantae; Streptophyta; Magnoliopsida; Solanales; Convolvulaceae. Gene Ontology annotation, biological process: negative regulation of catalytic activity. The record is from RefSeq and is a predicted model, not a curated record. The transcript has a single exon. Gene Ontology annotation, molecular function: enzyme inhibitor activity.